CGCGGGCAGGACCCAGCCCCGGCGCCCUCGGAGGAGGGAGCGGAGCCCGAGAGCGCGCACAUCCAGCGGGCGCAGAUGGCCGCCCUGGCUGCCAUGCGGGCGGCCGCCGCCGGCCUCAGCCACUCGCCCAGCCCGGGGCUGUCGGAUGAAAGCCAGGCCUCUGAGGAGGAGGAAGAGGAGGAGCGCGGCGAGGAGGAGGAAGAUGGCAGCGGGUACCAGCAGGAGAUGGGCUCUGAGGAGGAGGAGGAGCUAAAGGGCAAAUGGGACGAAGAUGACUUUGAAGAGGACCUGGGUGAGGAGGAAGAGGAAGAAGAAGAGGAGGAGGAAGAGGAAGACUAUGAGGAAGAAGAAGACAUGGGAGAGGAAGGGCUCAGCUCAGCAGAGGCGGUGCGGGCGGGUGCAGGAUCCCUGCUGCUCCGCAAGCCCCCAGCACCCCAGCACUACCGGGGGGAGCCACCACGGCUGCCAGGGGGACAGGAGCGGCUGCCCCCCGGCCUGGGCCACGCUCAGCCCCCGCCACCAGCACCUGACCACGGCGACUGGACCUACGAGGAGCAGUUCAAGCAGCUGUACGAGCUGGAUGGUGACCCCAGGAGGAAAGAGUUCCUGGACGACCUCUUCAGCUUCAUGCAGAAGCGAGGCACUCCCGUGAACCGGAUCCCCAUCAUGGCCAAGCAGGUGCUGGACCUGUACAUGCUGUACACGCUGGUGACCGAGAAGGGGGGUCUGGUGGAGGUCAUCAACAAGAAGCUGUGGCGGGAGAUCACCAAGGGGCUGAGCCUGCCCACCUCCAUCACCAGCGCGGCCUUCACCUUGCGCACCCAGUACAUGAAGUACCUGUACCCCUACGAGUGUGAGAAGCGUGGGCUGAGCAACCCCAACGAGCUGCAGGCGGCCAUCGACAGCAACCGGCGGGAGGGCCGGCGGCAGGGCUUUGGUGGCUCCCUCUUUGCCUACUCGCCCGGCGGCACGCACGGCCUCCUCUCCUCGCCCAAGCUGCCAGUGCCAGCGCUGGGGCUGGCAUCUGCCACCAACGGCGGGGCCAUCACGCCCGGCCAGAAGAUCAAGAAAGAGGAGGACUCUCCCAUCCCCAUCUCCAUGCCCAGCCGGCUCCCGGUCUCCCUGGCCGGGCACCCCGUGGUGGCCGCGCAGGCAGCCGCGGUGCAGGGCAGCGGGGGGGGGGGGGGGGGGGCAGCCGCGGUGCAGGUGGCAGCGGCUGCCCAGGCCGCGGCGCUGGAGCAGCUGCGGGAGAAGCUGGAGUCGGGAGAGCCCCCGGAGAAGAAGCUGGCGCUGGUGACAGACGAGCAGCAGCGGCUGAUGCAGCGGGCACUGCAGCAGAACCUCCUGGCCAUGACGGCCCAGCUGCCCAUGAGCAUCCGCAUCAACAGCCAGGGCACGCGCUCGCCAGAGAACCGCUCGGACACCGCUGCCGCCAGCAGCAACGGCACCAACAGCAUCAGCAUGUCCGUGGAGAUCAAUGGCAUCGUCUACACAGGUGUGCUGUUCGCCCAGACGCCCGGCCCUUCCUCCUCCUCUUCCUCCUCCUCCUCCUCUGCCUACAGCAAAGGCAACGGCGGCAGCAGCCGGAGCAGCGGCAGCAGCAGCGGGGUGGGGAGCGGCGGUGGCGGCGCUGGGAGCGUGCCCCCCGCCCCAGCCAGCCUGGCCGUGCCCCCCAGCUCUACCUCCAACAGCGCUUCGCCUUAACGCCCCAGAGCCUCGGGCCCCUGGUGGCACCGGCGGCCGCGGGGGGACGGGCUGGCACCGGGGCUCACCGGGGUCUCAACAGGAUUUCACCGGGAUCUCACCAGGGUUUCACUGAGAUCUCGCCUGGGUCUCACUGGGGUCUCAUCUCGCCCGAGUUUCUCCGGGGUCUCAUCCGGGUCUCGACGGACUCUGCCCUUUGUUCUCGUGUUGUUGGGUUUUCCUUUUCCAGGCAGAAAAGCUUUAGCCCGGGGGGUUUUGCCGGAGCCGCCGGCUGUCCGGCUGCGCCGCUCCGGGACCGUUUACCUCACUCACAUCACACUUUGCACUGUACAUUUAUUAUUAUUAUUAUUAUAAUUAUUAUUAUUUUUUAACUCGUGUUACCUCCAGACAGACGCACGGACGCCUGCUGACGCGAGCUCUAGCGAAACCCCCCGGAAUUCUAAAGGAAAAAAAAAAA
Molecule: messenger RNA, 2161 nt
Organism: Ficedula albicollis (Collared flycatcher)
Lineage: Eukaryota; Metazoa; Chordata; Aves; Passeriformes; Muscicapidae
Gene: ARID3A
Product: AT-rich interaction domain 3A
Biological process (GO): regulation of transcription by RNA polymerase II
Cellular component (GO): nucleus
Molecular function (GO): DNA binding
Source: RefSeq, a predicted model, not a curated record